CGCACUUCUAAAAUGUCGGUGUGUUCUGAAAAACACCGAGAACGCACUCAAGUCAAGUCUUUAUCUCCGCGAGUGCAUAGUAAGUUAGUUAUGAUCGAAUGAAUUUUUAUUUCUCCAACGACUGUUAACUACAAGUACGUAACAAAUAUAUAAUCGAUGUAGGACUUUAAUGCAAUUGAAAUACUUAACAAUAACUAUAUGGCGCGUGCUGAGGUCAAUUGUUGCAAUUUUCCCUUUUGGCUUCAGCAGCCCACGAAGAUGUUAGGGUCAUGAGAAUUGCCUCACUGCUUCCAGUACUGUACAUUUUAUCUCUAUGGCUAAGGGAAAAAUAAGAGGUUCUGACUCCAAUAACAAGAUAACAUCAAAUGCAUUUAAAAAUGGAGAAACCUAUACAUCGGAAUUUGAGAUUAACGAGACACCACCCAGCGCUAGAACUUUACUUACUAAAGGCUACACACAGGAUGAAAUUAAUUCAUAUUCGGGAGCAACUGUAUCGACACGAGGGCGUUUUAUGACGGAGCAGGAAAAAUUGCGUUGCCCAAAUGAAAGACCAUUGUAUCUUUACAUACAAGGACAUACAAAACACAAUGUUGAUUUGGCAAUACAAAAGAUCCAUGAAAUUAUUAAAACGGAACAUCAGAGUUCAUUAAAUAGACCAAGUAGGUUUACCAAUGCUCCACCACCUCUUAUGAGUUUACAUUCUAGAGUUACAAGUGUGGAAAAGAUUUGCAUUGGAAUUGAGAAUGCACCACAAGAUUUUGAUUUACGUGGGCGAAUAUUAGGUGCCAAUGAUGCAAAUUUAAUUUUUAUUAGAACUGAAACUGGAGCGAAUGUUACCUUAAGAGGUAGAGGAUCCCAGUUUAUUGAUCCAAUUUUAGGAGCAGAAUCUCCAGAACCACUUCACUUAUACAUAGAGCAUCCAAAGCCAGAUGCACUGCAGUUUGCAAAAAGAUUGGCUAUUAGCCUGAUACAAACAAUACAGACCGAACUACAGACCUAUAUUCAACAACAGCCACCACCAGUACAACCUCAGCAAGUUUUAGAACAACCACAGAUACCACAAACUCAAUUCCAAGCUAUGAAUAUUGGUAGCUUAGGUCAGCCAAAUGUAGUAGCAAUACAGCAUCAAGAUAUUAUACAACAUCAGCAAAGUAAUGUUGUAACAUUACCUGCAACAAUUCUUACGGCUACUGUAGCUGGUGCACCAGGACCUGGUGUUCCUCCUCCAGGAGUGCAUAUACCACCUCAUACUGGACCAUUAGUUCCACCUCCACAAGCUCAGGAAAUGCAGACUUUUAUGCCGCCACCACCUAUUGGACAAGUACAAUUAAUUGGUCCUCCAUCAACAGUAAGUCAAGUUCAAUAUCAGAUACAUCCGGGUCAGCAAUUACAAAUCCAGGGAAUUCAACAAGGAUCGCAAUCCUCACCGCAAUCUGUGGCGCAAAUGUAUGUCAUGAGUCAACCACCGCCGCAGAAUCCGCAGCAAAGUUUCAUAACGAGCAAUAAUGCACCAGUAAGUGGGGCAGUGUCGUACGUAUAUACACAACCGAACGUGCAGAGGCCCGCUACACCAUCUCAAGGAAUUAUUGAAACCGUCAAUGUCAAUUUGCAACAACCUCCACCUACGGCUCCGCUCAAUAUAACGCAGCAACCGCCACCACCGUUGUUACAUCUUCAUUUCCCGCCACCGAACUUUCCGCCGAACCAACCACCUCCUUCUGUCCCGCAAACCUAUCAGAUACAGUAUCAACAGGUACAGACAUCUGCAUCGCAGUCGCAAACGCAAUUCGUCUUGCAGCCCGGCGAGCACAUCGUUCCGCCUCAAUUGCAACAAAAUCACGAGCAAUCUCAAGCUGUCGCUCAACAUAUAAUACCUCCGCAAUUCGAAGGUCACGCACCGCCGUUCCAUUUACAAGUACCUCCACCGCCAUCCUCGCAAACUUUCCUAGUACCUAACGCUCAGUCUCCUCAUCAUCCACAACCGCCGCUUCCUCCCGGCGAGAUUCAGCAUCAGCAGGAGGGCCCAGUGGAACAAGGACCGCUGCCGCAACCAGUACCUCCUCCGCAAAUAGUACCACCACCGUCGAUCAGCCAGAUGCCUAAUUCCAUGAAUAUUCUUACCAGCGUACCACCGCCAACGCAGCCGCCGCCACCCCAGAAUGCUCCAUGGUUGUACCAAGCUCAGCAGCCACAACCACAAGGACAAUUACAGAUGCAAAUGCCGCCGCAAAAUAUACCUCUUCAUAAUGUACCUCCACCGCAAGUUCAAGCUCAAAUACAAUAUCAUCAUCAACACAUACAAUAUCAAAACGGCCAUAUACCGACGCAAGUACAUUACGCAAUGCAACCGCCUCAUCAACAGUUCGAGCAGAAACCUGAUUCGCCAGAACAGCAAAAAUCCCAUGGAGUAAAGAGAAGGUUUUCAGAUGUUGACGGAGGUCAGGAACAACCACCACCGCCACCACCGUACCAAUGUGCUCCAUUACCUGCACAACGGCAUGGCACAGGAGAAGGUGAUCGACAGCAGCAAGUCUUACAUGGUUCAUCACCCACACCUGCUGGUCUGCCACAUGGAGAUCGCACCAAGAUGCUAAUGCCACCUCUACACCCAGGUGAGAAACGCAAUCUGGACCAAAAGUCUGCAGGAUUAUCUUCAGGAAAUGAUCAAAACGUUAUGGCGGAAUCUGGAAAUAUUCAUGUCGGCAAUGGUCCACCUCUACCACCUCCAUCUUCACCACAGGCGCCGUGGCAAAGUCAUCAUGUGAGGGUUCCUUGGGGUAGACCACCACCGAUUCCAAGAGAAGGAGAACCUCCCGCAGUCUGUCCUGGAUUACCUCCUAUUAACAUGCCUCCACCUCAAAUUAGAUCACGAGGUCUCGCUGACGGUAAUCGUUCUCCUACUCAGAACGCCGCGUUAGAGCAGUCGUUGAACGUUGAGUACAAUCAAAUAUCGCUCUAUACGAAACCACCACCUUACAACGCGCAUCCAUUGAUGCAAUCUAUCUGUAAUCCGCCGCCGCCACCACCGCCGCAUUAUCAACAACCGCGGUCGCAGCAUCCUCCACAAACGAUGCAACAUUAUCAGGUGCCAAUCUCGCAGACAUAUCAGCCGCCAACGUCCUGUCCACCAUGGAUGAACUGAGAAUUAUAAAACUAUAGAUGGAGCGUUUUUUGCUCCGUUUCUCGUAUCUUGACGUAUCGUCUCAUGACUUAAUAAAAGUGACAUUGUUUCUAUGAGUGACAUAAUAACAGGACAACGAGAUUCAAGCUUCAAGAAUCUGACGUAAAUACGAAUAAUUGGAACUGCAAACUCGUGUUAUUUGCAUUCAAUUGUGUGUUCCUUACGACAGUUUUUAUAAUUUAAUAAUCUGUUUUAAGAA
Monomorium pharaonis (pharaoh ant) is the source of this 3380-nucleotide messenger RNA. Its product is annotated as formin-like protein 20. Gene Ontology annotation, molecular function: RNA binding. The transcript is spliced from 16 exons. The record is from RefSeq and is a predicted model, not a curated record. NCBI's taxonomy places the organism in Eukaryota, Metazoa, Arthropoda, Insecta, Hymenoptera, Formicidae. Gene Ontology annotation, cellular component: nucleus. Bases 314 to 3142 code for a protein of 942 amino acids.